This is a messenger RNA of Mercenaria mercenaria, 2792 nucleotides long. RefSeq lists its product as uncharacterized. The transcript has 4 exons. Bases 1 to 864 code for a protein of 287 amino acids. Gene Ontology annotation, molecular function: protein binding. NCBI's taxonomy places the organism in Eukaryota, Metazoa, Mollusca, Bivalvia, Venerida, Veneridae. The record is from RefSeq and is a predicted model, not a curated record.
AUGGCCUUACUAUAUGGUCGAAGGAUAACGACUCCGGCGGAUUACUCAGCUAUUCAGAACGUAAACAGUAACCACAACACAGCAAAUAAACAGGUUCGAAUCCAGCGAGAGUUACUCAACCGAUUUUGGGAGAGAUGGAAGACUGAUUAUCUUACGUCAUUACGUGAACGACACACGCAAAGUGGUCAAAACAAGCAGACGAUAAAAGUUGGUGACGUGGUACAGGUGCAUGAAGACUGUCCUCGAUUACGAUGGAAACUUGCCGUGGUGGAGGAACAGAUGCCGGGUAAAGAUGGUUUAACCAGAUCAGCCAUGAUCCGUACCGGAAGUGGUCUUACAACACGAGCUAUUAAGAAACUUUACCCCCUUGAGCUGAAUGAAAAUGAGAGACAAUUAAUUAACUUUGAAGCAUUUCGCGGCCCCCAGAAUGUCGGAAAUAACGUACAUUUAUAUACUCAACAGGUGGCCUUUAUGGCCCAGUUGUCAAAACACCUUGCCGAUCCCCCUAUCGGUACCACAGUCGUGUUUGACACAGUGCAUACAAAUAUCGGAAAUGGUUACAAACCUGGACCAGGGAUAUUUGUUGCUCCAGUGGACGGUACAUACAGCAUCAACCUUGUUGCGUCUUCAAGUACUAAGGCGACUUCAGCACACCUGCAUUUGCACAUGAUGCACAACACUUCGAAAGUUGGCUACAUUUUCCUGGAUCACAACUCUGAUAGAUGGCUGCUAAGAUCGGCAACCAUCGUAUUAGAACUGAAAGCAGAGGACACGAUAUAUGUUAAAAUUGGACAUAAAACCGGAACAGGAAUGCUUGCAGGCUGUUGUUUCCAUACUCACUUCAGUGGUUUCCUGAUUCAUUAAAACACAAUUAACACAUAUGCCACAACAGUUAUGUAUAGUAAUGCUGAAAUGAGUACCAAAACAAAGUUAAAAGCUUUGAAGUAAAAUGAUUGAAGAACUCAAUGUAUUUGCAGUAGGUGAGUGGUUCUGCAAUAUUUCCAUUGAUGAGGAUUUUGUUAAAUAUUGCAUUAUUUAUUUCACCUGACUAUGCCUCUUUGUUAAAUGUAUGAAAAUUAUUGUACUAUUUAUUUGAACUGUCAAAACUUGUUCCCGGCUUUCAUUAUAUUCUGUUCACGCGUAUAUAAGAUUAACAUGAAAGCCAGAAACAUAUUUUGACAGGUCAAAUAAAUAGUACAAUAACACAAAGAAAGAUUAAAUGAGGGAGCACAACAGCAAUUGCCACAUUUAUUCAAUACCUGACUAUUCAUUUAAUAGGCAGUUGAUUAAUCUCUUAUUUAUAUUGGACAAUUUUAUACAUAAUUUGAAUCAUGAGUACAUGUAAAACUUACCACAUUUUGUCGAAAAUAUUCUCUUGUGAAAUAAUGGCUUAAACUUUGUAUAUAACUACUUUAACAAUGAAGACAAAGUGUUUAUUUGAAGUGCAAAUGAGGGUUUAAGAAGACGAACAGCUGAUUUUGUCACUGUACCGCGACAUGUAUGUUUAUAGAAUUUGUAUGGGUUCAAUACGUAUAUAACUGAUGUUGAAGAAUGCUGCAAUUAUUAAGAUUGUUGUCAAAUAGCAACCUAAAAGCACAGUCAAAAUUUUAAAAUUGUUUAGAAUUCUACGGAGUAUUCUGGAAUAGUUUAAAUGGUUCCUCAUUAAGAAAAUGGAAUAACAAAUACAGUCAAUGUUUUCCUUUAUAUCUCUAAUAAUAAUCACAAACUACUUACCGGCAAAAUCAAUUAAGAAAUAAAUAACGAUUAGGUAUAUAGUUUCGUUUUGGUUUGAAGUGCACGAGUGUGUUUGAAGAGUACUUUCACGUAUACAAUAAACACAUUCGUGUCUUUCAUACCAAACUGAAAAGUUAUCACUUGUGUUCUUUCUUUAAUUGUUUUAAAGACGCGCCACGGAAUAACUGUAUUCUUUUGUAUUUGCAUGAUGGUACAUUUGUAAUUAUAUAUGAUAUGCAUUAAGAAAUGGAGAAAUUUAUGUUUCCAUUUUUAAACUGACAGUGACAAAUAUUUUGCCAAGACAAUGUGUUUAAGUUGUAAACAUUUCAUUAAAUGGUUAUAGCAGUAUGCACAUCGUUUAAUGUAUUAAGCUGAGUGAAUACCAUAUUUUGUUUCUAUAGGGUAAGAUAGUUAUUUAUAUUUGUUUAUUAAAGUCUGUGCUCAAAAGACUAACUAAUUUCUUAUGAAUAUGUAAAAUCAUAUUAUUUCAGAGAGGGCCUGAAUUGUCCUCCUGUCAUCUGGUAGAAUAGUUGUAUUAUACCAGUAUUAUCAGAAUCAUUUUCACGAACUUCCUGUGGGAGGAAAAAGUGGGUCACUAGGUUUAGGUGGGUCUUUAACCGAUCCGUCGUCAAUCUUGUCCGUUUGAAUAACAAACGCACUAACGAUGUCAUAACAAAAUCUGUAAAUAGUUGUUUUAACGCAACCAGGCAAAAUAAUAUCAGACCCUAAAGUAUUUUUUUUUAUUUCAGAGACAGAAAUAUAUUUUUAUUUCUAUAAGAGUUGUAUCUGAGUAUAAGUGAAUGAGGAGUAGACAGCUCUUUUCAUUAUGUUAUUUCAAUUUUGAGUAUGUUAAUAAAGCUUUAUAUUGGCAAUGUUCUAUAAAUGUAGCUUAAUAGCCUGCUAUGAUAGUUCAACUUGGUAAUAACAAUUACCAGCAGGUGCCAGAACUUUCAUAAGAAUACAACUUUGAUCUGCCGUUAUCACGAAUGUCCUCGAGUCAAUUAAAUGUCUAUUAAUUAUCUAAAAUAAAAUGGAAUUACAAAUGUUUAUAAUGGUGC